Acyrthosiphon pisum (pea aphid) is the source of this 1945-nucleotide messenger RNA. RefSeq names its product E3 ubiquitin-protein ligase rnf168. The transcript is spliced from 9 exons. NCBI's taxonomy places the organism in Eukaryota, Metazoa, Arthropoda, Insecta, Hemiptera, Aphididae. The record is from RefSeq and is a predicted model, not a curated record. The coding region runs from base 686 to 1882 and encodes 398 amino acids. Gene Ontology annotation, cellular component: site of double-strand break; nucleus. Gene Ontology annotation, molecular function: ubiquitin-protein transferase activity; nucleosome binding. Gene Ontology annotation, biological process: double-strand break repair.
CAGCUGAGUGGUACCCACUUUAAAAAAAUUAUAUACUAUUUUUCAUGUGUUUAUUUUGGCAACACUGUUUUCCAUUCUUCGAUCAAAAAACGUGUUUGAGCGGACGUGCGGCUGUCACGUACUAUCACGAUACUACGAUAAUUCCACAGAACAAUAAAUUAUUAUACAAUACUAUUGUAACAAUAGUACUAUCUUUAAUUUUGGCGGUUUUAUUCAGCGCGUCUGUGCCAUAGAUAAAAGAAUACCUGAGCCUGAGUUAGUUACGUACUGACGUAGAGUGCAAUUUAAUAUCAUUGUUUGGCGAAACUCUCCACUCACCGAUCCGUUACCCGUAUCAGAUCCUUUACUCCAAUUGCGGGACGUCCGUUGCUGAUGAUAUUAUUAACUACUUUACUGCAUUUGUAUAAUAUAAUAACUGCCUAACGCUUUACGAAAUACGAAUAGUUAUAAAUGUAUGACUAACGUUAACGGCUUAACGUAUUAUUGUAUUAUCUGACUUGUUUAAUUCGUCAUGAUCAAUGGUCGUUAAUGACAAAAAAUUUAAUGUACUUUAAUAAUUUUAUAGCAAAAUGGUUAACUUACUAUGAUGUUAUGAAAAUUUCAUAAUUCUUUUUGAGAAAUUAACUUAACAAUCUGUACUUAAUAGUUUUGACUUCAUCAUAAAAAGAAAACAGGAUACCAAACAAUGAAUUCCAAAAAAAUACAGAAAAAAUUAAAUUUUGAAGAAGUAUUUUGUAUAGCAUGCAGAAGCAUUUAUUUACAACCCGUGACAAUGCCAUGUGGCCAUACACUCUGUCUAGAAUGUUUCAAAAGUAUGGUGGAUUUAACGGCAUACCAGUGUCCCAUGUGCCGUAGACGAAUAAGUAAUUGGCUUCGUAAAUUCAAACAUGAUUGGGAUGCCAUGCUUAAUGUGAAACUUUGGGAAGCUAUAAAACAGCAGUACCCAGUAGAAGUACAGAAAAGGUUAAACGAUGAAGAUGAUGGCCUCGAAGAACGUAUUGUCAACCAUGGCUUUAGUCGGGUUGAAAUUAAAGAAGGAGAAAUAAAAAAAGAAUUUGAUGAUAUGCAAAUGAGUAUUUAUAAAGAACAGGAAGAAAGAGAGUUGCAAAAUUUAGAAAUUGCUAAAAAAUUACAAGAAGAAGAAGUUGUUAAGAUUCAAACUCAAACAUCUUUAAUUGAAGAAUUAACACGGGAAGAUUCUAUAAUAGCAACAUCUAUUCAAGAAAAUAUAAUUAAAGAACUUCACCAAGCAGAAUUAAUUUUAAUCCAAUCAGAUUUGGAUUUGGCGACAAAAUUACAAAAUCAAAUUUCCACUGAAACAAGCAUUUGUACAAAAAAGUCAGUUUCUGAAAAAAAACAAAUCAAAAAAGGACCUUUGGAUAAAAUGUUUUCUAAGUCGACUGAAAAUAAUUCUAAGGUACAGUGGAAUAAUACACAUAACUGUAGUUUAUCUAGCACUAUCUCUUCAUCCAGUACAAAAUGUGAAAUUCAAUCUUCUAAUACAUCAUUACUAAGUUUUUCUUCAGAUCCGUGUACGAGUUCAACAACUUUAGAUUCAUCUGAAAUAUUUGAAGAUGGAAAUGAGGUUAUGUGUACUUGUGGACGUUUACUAGAUAACUUUACCACAGAUAGUCCUUGUGCAUUUUGUGUUGCUCAAAUAGCAGUGUUGAAUGAAUUGUGGACUCAACAACAAAAUGAUUUUUUGGUGGCUAAAGAUUUAGAGAAAAAGUUACGUAUGGAUAAUUUUGAAGAUUAUAACUUAAGAAAAAGACCAAGUUUAACUGUAAGCCUUCCUCAAAAAAAAAAAAGAAAGCUGUCUAAAGGACAAUUGACAUUGAAACAAGUAUUAAAGGACAAUGGCAACACAACAUUUUGGAAAUAGUAGUAUAAACUAUUUUUGAAGAAAUAUAUUUACUAUUACAUAAUUUAAAAAUUAAAAUUAAAA